Molecule: messenger RNA, 381 nt
Organism: Adineta ricciae
Lineage: Eukaryota; Metazoa; Rotifera; Eurotatoria; Adinetida; Adinetidae
Source: the annotation of a GenBank genome assembly
AUGUUUCGAUGGUUAAUUAUCUAUACAACGUUCUACUUGAUUUUAUUCUUAUCCGUUGAUGCUGCAAAAAAACGAGCGUAUAGCACCGGAAUAGCUGAUCUUGUGCGAACAGCAUUUCGACAGAGUUUCAGUCGAUUCGUUUCUCGACAAACGUCGUAUGACUCAGAUGUAUUUCGUUAUACUCAAUUAUCUCAACGAGGAGUCGGAGGAUUGUUUGUGAAUCCUGUCGUUUAUCAGCAACAAUUUGCUCGCAUGAUGAACAAUGUUGUUCUGGUCGUUGUAUAUGUCGUCGAUGGGCAAUCAUGGGAGAAGAACGUUGUGUUCGAAAAUGUUUUUAAAUUCAUUUCAUCAGUUGUAACAACGAAAAUUCCCUGUUCGUGA